Corticium candelabrum is the source of this 2432-nucleotide messenger RNA. RefSeq names its product tetratricopeptide repeat protein 12-like. Gene Ontology annotation, molecular function: protein binding. The transcript is spliced from 20 exons. Gene Ontology annotation, biological process: sperm axoneme assembly; axonemal dynein complex assembly. The record is from RefSeq and is a predicted model, not a curated record. Lineage: Eukaryota; Metazoa; Porifera; Homoscleromorpha; Homosclerophorida; Plakinidae. Bases 10 to 2139 code for a protein of 709 amino acids. Gene Ontology annotation, cellular component: centrosome; cytoplasm.
ACUGGCAAGAUGUCGAGGAAUGAACAAGAAGACGAAGAACUGAAGGAUGUAGCCAAAGUAGUGGAGAACCUCGACUCCAUAAUGAAAGGAUUGAAUUCGACGGAUGAAAACGAACGGCGUGACGCGAUGGCGCGCUCCGAGUUGUUCCUUGCCGAAAGAGAGAAACAGAAGAAGAUUAAGGAAGUCGCUGGAGAGGCGGACGGCUGCAGGACUGCGACGGAUAGGACGGUGGUGAACAAGAAGGAUGAAUCUGCUGAGUUGGAGGCGUAUCGGAAAGCCGUGGAGGCCGAUGCAGCCGAACGAGCUGCAAGACGGCGAGCAAGGGAACAGAACGCGACAAAAUUGAAAGACGAGGGAAAUGCUGCUUUCAAAGUCAACGACUACGAUCUUGCAGUGAAGAAGUACAGCGAAGGACUAGACGAGAUGCCGUGGAAUACGGCUCUUUAUACAAAUAGAGCACAGGCAUAUUGUAAGGUGGGAGAGCAUCAGAAAGCUGUUGACGAUUGUGACAAAGCACUAGAAAUAGACGACCGAUGUAUUAAAGCGUUGGUUCAUCGAGGGAAUGCACUCGUUGCACUGGAAAAGUUUGAUGAGGGCAUCAAGAGCUAUGAAAGAGCCGUCAGGGUGGCUCCAUUGAAACAAGAGAAGACGAUUAAAGGAUACAUUGAGAAGGCUGAAGAACUACGAGCUGCAGCUCUGAAAGAGAAAAAGGUUCUUGAUUCGCACACUCGUGGUGACUUGGAAUCAACAACGUUACUUGAAAUGCUCGAAGUAUUGUCAAGAUGCGAACUUCCCAAGCAACACAUCUUGGAAGCAGCUCGAACGUUAGCACUUUCAGUUGGAUCAGAUAUACAGCGAACACUGUUUCGAGCAAAAAACGGCUUUUCUACAUUGCUCACAAACAAAUACUUCGAGGAGGGAGAUCCAGACGUCGUUCAAUCGGUAUUGGACGUCAUCUAUGCCGUGUGUACAGGCGACAAACAGAAUGAGAACGCACUGCUCAGCAUCAAGAACAUCGGCGAUAUAUUCGGUGACCUCUUAGUCUCCACGUGUCCCGUCGUCACGUCCUCCGCCGCUGCUCUCAUCCACAUCUUAUCAAUGAACGUUCACUCCAGAACUCGACUCAUCGCCAUCAUGUCAAAGAGCAGGCUUAUGCCUGGUUUGGUUGCUGUUAUUGAUUGUUGCUCGGCGGGAACGACGAAUGCAGUGGAGACGUUUGCUAAUUUUGCAUUGGAGAAAGGGUUUCGUGGGUUGAUGAGCACGCAGGUCAAUAGUAGUUUGGUGCCAGCGUUGGACAAGUUGAUACAUCGCCUAUUGAUCAGUUACGGCAACUCGCUUCCCGGCGACCAAAGCAGCACGAUAGUCCACGGCUGCUUCACAGUGUUAGCCAACGUGAGUGUUGAAAAUGCCAUACGACGCAACAUGGCAACACGCAGAGCAACGUGGGAGAACUCACUCAGAAUUCUGGAGAUCUACAGAUCGUCUGCGAGUAGUUUGAAGACCAUUCUUGUACUGCGGACAGUCUUGGGUCUCCUCAUGAACUUGGCACUCGAGAAGACUGACGCCAUGGAGAGUGUUUCAAGGUCUCUCGUCUCGACAACCAUCCACUACAUUUCGAAUCGUUCAGACGAAGUCAUCGAGCGAUCGUGUGGUCUCUUGAGUCGUCUAUUGUCGUCGUAUUCCGAUAAUCUCAUUCCAGAAGUUCUACGAGGAACGACAGUCCACCAACUUGCCAUCAUUUCAAAGUCGAUGUUGCAGUCGGGUGAGAAAGAGCCGUCUGCUGCACACGCCGUUCGCUGCCUGGCGUUGUUGGUGCAACGAAAUAAGGAGGGAAGACAAGUGGUGAUGGAAGCUGGAGGUGUCCAUGCAAUGGUUGACUUGCUAGAGAUGGAGGACGACUCAAUUGUUGGUAAUGCUUCCCUCUGCAUCGGCAGUUGUGCAGAAGAAAAGAGAAUCUGUACAGCACUGGCUGAUACGAAUGUCGUCCCGAGACUUUUGCAUCAUGCGAAAGAGGCAUUUGGUGUUGUACAACAGAACUGUGCGGUUGCGUUAGCAAAACUGGCAUCAGGCGAUGAUCGACAUUUGGAGAAGCUGAGGGCACUACACGGCAUAGAAAUACUUCACUCGCGAAUGAAAUGAAGCAUCUGGCGUAUCCACACGUGCACCUCAACUGCAGUCUAUUGUAUAGCGUUUUGAGUGUCACAACGACGUCAUGAUCACAACUGUUGUUUGAGUUCCCGUUAAUUAAGGAAACUGAAAAUCUUUCUACCACAAAUGUCUUAUAGACGAGCUGUGGGUCACAUGUCAAUUGGGGUGGGGAGGGUGAGUGAGUCGUCGGCCAUGUUGAACGUAGCCGUAUGAGAAAAUGUGAAUUGAAAUUCAAUAAAUAUGUGAAAACGUGGAGUAAUGUGUGUACACUACGGUUGGUACUU